GCUUCGAGCCGGCCCGCCCACCGCCCAGUAGCCCAGCGGACGGGAGCGUGAUCCCCCGAGACCAAAGAUGGCACUGGUGAUGGAGCCCAUUAGCAAGUGGACAGCCAAGCAGGUGACCACGUGGAUGAAAGGGCUGGACGACUGCCUUCAGCAGUACAUCAAGAGCUUCGAGAGGGAGAGGAUCAGCGGGGACCAGCUGCUCCACAUCACGCACCAGGAACUCGAGGAGCUGGGCGUCACCCGCAUCGGACACCAAGAGCUCAUCCUGGAGGCCGUGGACCUGCUCUGCGCUCUGAAUUACGGUCUGGAGACGGAGAACCUGAGAACGCUGUCUCACAAGCUGAACGCCUCGGCCAAAAACCUCCAGAACUUCAUCACGGGCAGGCGGCGGAGCGGACACUAUGACGGCCGGGCCUCCCGGCGGCUCCCCAAUGACUUCCUCACCUCCGUGGUGGAUCUGAUCGGGGCCGCCAAGAGCCUGUUGGCCUGGCUCGACAGGUCUCCAUUUGUCAGCGUGAGCGAGUACUCCCUGCUGAAGAACAACAUCAUCCAGCUGUGCCUGGAACUCACCACCAUCGUACAGCAGGAUUGCACGGUGUAUGAAACAGAAAACAAGAUUCUACACGUGUGCAAAACCUUGUCCGGGAUCUGUGACCACAUCAUCUCGCUGUCAUCUGACUCGCUGGUGUCCCAGUCAGCCCACCUGGAGGUUGUCCACCUCACCAGCGUGCUUCCUGGAGAGGGCUUGGGGAUGUACAUUAAAUCCACCUACGACGGACUGCACGUUGUCACCGGGACGACAGAAAACUCUCCAGCGGACCAGUGCAAGAAGAUCCACGCGGGGGAUGAAGUCAUCCAGGUCAACCAUCAGACAGUGGUGGGCUGGCAGUUAAAGAACCUAGUCAACGCCCUGCGGGAAGACCCCAACGGAGUCGUUUUGACCUUGAAGAAGAGGCCACAGAACACCCUGGUCUCCGCCCCGGCCCUCCUGAAGAACGUCCGCUGGAAGCCACUGGCUCUCCAGCCCGUGAUUCCCACCAGCCCACCAAGCACCAUGGGUCUGUCUUCCAAGUUGGAUGGCUCCGGCCUCCAUGACGUGUUCAUCUUCUCCCCCGUGGCUGGACUCUAUGGCCCCAGGGAUGACAUCGGGAGAAUGUCCUGCGACGACAUCAGCAAGUUCGGCCUCGGCAAACCCGGGAUGAAGGCCUCCGACUCCCCGAGCUACUUCCUGGAGCCCGAGAGUGGGAAGUGCUACACACUGGUGGAGGGAGAAGGAGGUCCCCCUCUGGGCUCCGAGUUCGAGAGGGGCCGAGCUGUGGGCAUGCGGAGGAGGGAGAAAACGCCGACCCAAGACUCCGAGAAUGCCCUCCUGCACUACCUGAGCGACGACAAGAUCUUGGUGAUCCAGGAGGAGGCCGCCAUGCAGAAGGAUGGCAAGAGAGACACGGGAGGCCGGAGGUCCAGGAAAAAGGGCAGGGGGCCCACCAGCCCCUCCCGGCCCCUCAGCCCGACCUUGCUGACCACCAGUGGGACCGCCCGGACGGAUCCAGGGCACCAGGAAGGCGGUGGCUUUGCCCCGGCUGAGAGCCACACGGUGCCACUCUACCACCGAGCUGGAGACCUUGGUGGUGGAGAUUCAGAAAGGUAUGCUAGUUCGGCCAGUGACCGCCCAGGAAGCUCAUCCAUGAGAAAGUCUUUCCACUACGCCUCCUUGAGAGUGAAAACCAAAAAAUGGUCAAAAGGGGGCUCGCUGACCAGUGGCAGCCGGAGGCGGAUUUCCUGCAAGGACCUGGGCCACGGCGACUGCGAAGGCUGGCUGUGGAAGAAGAAAGAUGCCAAGGGCUACUUCACCCAGAAGUGGAAGAAGUACUGGUUCAUCCUGAAGGACCUGUCCCUGUACUGGUACACGAACCAGAACGAUGAAAAAGCAGAAGGGUUCAUCAGCCUGCCCGAAUUCAGGAUCGACCGAGCGGUGGAGUGCAGGAGGAAACACGCCUUCAAAGCGUGUCAUCCCAAAAUCAAGAGCUUCUACUUCGCCACGGACUGCCUGGAGGAGAUGAACCGGUGGAUGAACCGCCUGGGGCUGGCGGCCAUCGGCUACACCCCCGAAGACAAGGACGUCCGGCCCGAUGAAGCAGAUUACUGGAGCGAAAGUGAUCAGGAUGACAUGGAUGGUUCGUUGACCCUGAAGCACGAGGGGCCCCCCGCCCUGGGAGGUGCUAACCACCGGACCCCCUCCGCGACUUCCUCCUCCGUGCCCUUUCCCGAGCCCGGGCCCAGGCGGCAUUUCUCCAGCCAGUCGGCCUACAGCCAGCGGUCUGCCGAGGAGGCCCGCCCGUCCUGCCGGGAGAGACGCUCGUGGCAGGACCUCAUCGAGACGCCCCUGACCAGUACCGGCCUGCACUUCCUGCAGACCGUCCCCUCCGAGGCAGGCGGAGGGUCCCCGGACCAGCGGCGGCAGGCCACGCUGCCCAUCCAGAGGCAGCCCGCCCGCGAGCGGGACGGGCCCUUCCCGCUGCUCGGGGGCCAGCGUGGAUCCGGCGGCGACCAGGCCCGGGCCCAGAAGCCACGCAGCCAGAGCCUCCCGCGGAACCGAGACGUGGCGGGCCAGGGCCGGGGGCCGAUCUCCCCGUGGCCGACCGACCGGCCGGCCCUCCUGGAGACGGACGGCUGUGGCCCGGAAGCGUCUUCCCAGGAGAGCCGGGAGAGCAGCCCCGACGGGCUGAGGGAGCUGUACCAGUCCUUGGAGCAGGCCAGCGUGUCCGCCUUCGGCGAGCAGCGGCCCUCCACCAGGCAGGAGUUCCGCAGCUCCUUCGUCAAGAGGUGCAACGACCCCGUCGUCAACGAGAAGCUGCAUCGGAUCCGCGUGCUCAAGAGCACGCUGAAGGCGAAAGAAGGGGACCUGACCAUCAUCAACCACCUCCUGGAGGACCCCACCCUGACGGCCAAGAAGUUCAAAGAGUGGAAGCUCAAGAACUAUGAGUUCUUCCUGGACGUCUGUGAGUACAGCAGCGGGCCGGCUCCCCUCGAGGGGCCCUCUGAGCGGCCGUCGUCUCCGCCGCCCCCGACGCUGACUCACACACACUCCUUCAUUGAGACGCACGUCUGACCCGGCCCCGCGCCAUAGAAACACUCGAGGAGCUGGACUCGGGGGGACGAGGACGCGAGGGGAGCCGCGUUGCCUGAGGAGCCGGGGCCGUUCCCCCGGGAGUUAUCUCCCGCUCCGUCCCGCCAAGGCGCGUGCGGCUCGGCCUGAACACAGCCUAGGGAGGAAGCGGGAGGCCUCUGAGGUAUUUUUCUCUCCCCCUUGGCGAUGGCAGAGAGGCCCCCAGAUGGAUGAAAGAUACACCUUCUUCCCUACCUAGAACAGAGUCCCAUGGGGGGCGGGAAGGGGGGUUGGGAAGGGGCUGACGAUUCCCGUCCCGCCCAUGCAACCCCUGGCAUCUUCUCCCCAGAAGCCCACAGGCCCCUGUCCCGGGGCCACAUGGCUCUCCGGCCCUGCGCCGCUCCGAGGAGCUGAGCCGGUAGUGGUCAGGGGCCGAGCUGCCCGUGUAGUGUGCCUUACUGAGGGGGGUGACUUUUGUGGCGGGGCAGCAGCCCGGCCACCCAGCAGGCUCCUGCGAAAGAAGGGGAGGGGGCGAGGGGACAAUCUCUCAUUCUCUCUCCCAACUCAACUUGGGCCCAGGACGCGGGGCCAGAGUUAGGAUGAUGACAGUGAGGGCGUCCCUGCCCUCAACAGGCAAUUCCCCAGCCCUCGAGGGCAGCCCCGGUCCUCCCCCCACCCAACCCCUUCCCCUCCUACACCCUCACCGGAGCCAUCCGGCGACCCCGAGCCGACGGGCUGUUUGGGCUGGGAUUGGCAGUUGCGAGCAGGUGCUACCCCCUCCCCCCCCCCGCCACCCACUCUGUGCUGGAAAAGUGCCACCCACCUCCCACAACGAGAGCCCCCCCUCGCCUUCCCGAGACAUUCCCAGGAAGUUCCCGAGGCGUACCCAGUAGAGCGGCCCAGGAGAACUGGGCUGGGGCUGCAGCCCACCGACAAAAUCCAGAGCCACUGUGAAGGCGGCCCCUCCCCACACCCCGGGUCCCUCCUCCGACCCAAGGUGGGCCUUCAGGAGCCUUCGAGGUGCAGACCCCCAGCGCCGUGGAGCUGAAGAAGAGGGUCACUCCGUUUCCCCCGGCCCGUCUGGGACCGUGCCACGGGAGCAAGGGCUCCAUUCAUUCAUUCAUUCAUUCAAUCGUACUUAUUGAGCGCUUACUGUGUGCAGAGCACUCU
Messenger RNA from Tachyglossus aculeatus (Australian echidna), 4276 nucleotides. Its product is annotated as connector enhancer of kinase suppressor of ras 2-like. NCBI's taxonomy places the organism in Eukaryota, Metazoa, Chordata, Mammalia, Monotremata, Tachyglossidae. The record is from RefSeq and is a predicted model, not a curated record. Gene Ontology annotation, molecular function: protein binding. Gene Ontology annotation, cellular component: membrane; cytoplasm. Bases 68 to 3109 code for a protein of 1013 amino acids. Gene Ontology annotation, biological process: regulation of signal transduction. The transcript has 24 exons.